GGGGAGCCCGGCGCCCCGCGGCCCAUUCGCCACCGGCGGCGGCAGCGCGGCGGUCGGCGGCGCUUGGCCCCCCGCGGGCAGGGCCUGUCAGCGGCGGCCGCCCCCUCCCCGGCGAUGAAGGCGAGCCCCGCGGCGGCCGCCACCGCGGCGGCGGGGCCGGGACAGGCGGGGGGACCGCGGGAAGGCGAUGCGCGCUGGCGGGAGAAGGGCGAAGCGGAGGCGGAGAGGCAACGCACCCGGGAGAGGCUGGAGGCCACGCUAGCCGGGCUGGGCGAGCUGGAGUACCUGAGGCAGCGGCAGGAGCUGCUGGUGAAGAGCCUCCUGCUGCGGCGGCCGGCGGGGGCGGCGGCCGGGGCGCAGGGCGGCCGCGGGGAGCCGGCGGGCGAGGGGCCGCCGCCGCGCAGCCUGGAGGAGAAGUUCCUGGAGGAGAACAUCCUCCUCCUCCGGAGGCAGCUGAACUGCUUGAGGAGGAGGGAUGCCGGCCUACUAAAUCAGUUACAAGAGCUAGAUAAACAAAUAAGUGAUCUCCGGCUGGACGUGGAAAAAACGACAGAUGAACACCUUGAGACAGACAGUCGUCCAAGUUCAGGGUUUUAUGAGCUGAGUGAUGGAGCUUCUGGAUCGCUCUCCAAUUCAUCUAACUCUGUCUUCAGUGAGUGUUUAUCCAGUUGCCAUUCUAGCACUUGCUUUUGCAGCCCUUUGGAGGCAACACUGAAUAUCUCAGAUGGACGCCCUAAAUCUGCAGAUCUCAUAGGCUGGAUGGACUAUAAUAAGGAAGGCCAGCAUGAGGACCAGACCGCAGGCUCUGUCUGUCGCUCUUUGUCCACGCCGCACUCAAAUUCCCUCGAUGUCGUUGCAGAUGUACAUCCAAAGUACCAGUGCGAUCUGGUGUCUAAAAACGGGAAUGACGUCUACCGGUACCCCAGCCCACUCCAUGCGGUAGCUGUGCAGAGUCCCAUGUUUCUUCUUCCUGUGACUGAAAACCCCCAGCGAGAAGAGGAGAGGCUUGGUUGUGAUAUCGGCGACGUUUGCGCCGCAUCUGAAACGGACUCGGGAAAAUCCACCAACGCCUUUCUCCCGCAAGGCUCCUGGCCGGCACCGUGCCCUUCCACCAGCAAGAGGAUAGAUGGUUACAUCUUAAGCCUGGUUCAGAAAAAGACUCACGCGGUAAGGACUAACAAACCGAGGACAAGUCUCAACGCUGAUCCCACCAAAGGGAUCUUGAGGCAUGGAAGCAUGUGUGUCAGGCAGCCUGCAGGGGUGGUGGCUCACGGUAACGUCGUGAACCUGAAGAGCUCCAAGCAAGUGUGCUUGCCUUCUGGUGGGACCACUGCUCUGGACCAUGCAGCACCCUCCCCAUUAAAGCAGAGGCCGAGGGAGCCGGCUGGUGAGCAGCUGGAGAGUAGGAAGGCACCUUUGCCGGCAGCUUUCCCGCCUGGUGCGGCGAGUGAACUUCAGAGCAAGCACCUGCCAUGGGGCAUCAAACCAGCUCCUCCGGAGCUCACCCGCAACACAGUGGCCACGGCAGGGGACGUCCCCAAGGAGAAUGGGCAGCUCUUUGCUGCAUCUCCCAAAGAGAGCCCGGGGAAGACUAUGGUGCUGCAGUCGGAGAAUAGGGUCAGCCAACCCCCCAAAAAAGUCCUGCUGAAGAGCAGCUUGCAGGCAGCUCGCUCCUCGUCACCUGCCGUCGAGGAGAGGCCCGUGCUGGAUUUCAAAAGCGAGGGCUCUUCCUCCCAGAGCCUGGAUGAUGGGUUGUUGGUGAAUGCCCAGUACAUACCGGCCCAGCAGCAAAGCGUGAAGCUUCACAAAGGCACCCGAAACAUCAAGAUUUUGAAAAGCUCUGCUCUGAAACACAGGCCCCACCUUGCCAAUGGGCUGGAAAAUGGUUCGCAGACGUUGCGGGAGAAAACCAAGCCGGUCGGCAAGAAGUGCCGCUUUCCUGAUGAGUUGGAUACAAAUAAGAAACUGAAAAAACCCUCCUCACGGGGGAAGAGAGGCAGCGGCUUGCAGCCGGAGUCGGGCCUCCAGAGUCGUCAGGCUGGCCUGCACAAAUCCACCGUCCGAUCCCAUGGGCACGGCCGAGAGGUUGUGGUGGCCAAGCCUAAACACAAGCGUGCCGACUACCGCCGGUGGAAGUCAUCGGCAGAGAUUUCCUAUGAGGAGGCCUUACGGCGGGCGAGGAGGAACCGGCGGGAAGGUGUGGGGGUCUACUCGCAAGUCCCCCUACCCUACGUCAGCCCGUACGCCUACGUGGCCAGCGACUCGGAGUACUCGGCAGAGUGCGAGUCCUUGUUCCACUCCACCGUGGUGGACACGAGCGAGGAUGAGCAGAGCAACUACACGACGAACUGCUUUGGAGACAGCGAGUCGAGCCUGAGCGAGGUGGAGUUUGUAGGGGAGAGCACGACCACCAGCGACUCUGAUGAGAGCGGGGGCCUUAUUUGGUCUCAGUUUGUCCAGACGCUCCCCAUCCAAACGGUCACAGCGCCAGAGCUGCAUGAAAAUGCAGCGAAGGCCUUUGUCAAAAUCAAAGCCUCCCACAACCUCAAGAAGAAAAUCCUCCGCUUUCGGUCAGGCUCCCUGAAGCUCAUGACAACCGUCUAGUGAGGUGACUUGGUGGAAUGUAUCUGCUUCUGCUUUCAGAAGCAAGGUGCUUUUGUGUACAUAUUUCCACAGAUUUUUUUUUUUAUACAAAUAUUUAAAACUUAAGGUAAAUUAUGUCACUUGUCUUCAGAACUUGGGUGGAUACUAGUGCCUUUUACGUGGAAACAAAAGACCAUUAUACUUGUUUAAAAAUAACCCAACAUAACACUGCCAUUUCAGUGGUGAACAGCCUCCAGUACAUGGUAUCAGAAGGCUUUGAAAAAAGGCUAAUGUUUCUGGGAAUGGAUCUUCCUUGCCUAGUUUUUCCAGUUCUGGGUCUUAUACAGGAUAUCGACAGCUUAAGGUCAUAAGUUUUUAGGGGAUAAGGGGGAGGGACUGUGGGUAGUCUUCAUGUUUUUGCUUGUCCCUUUCUUCUGCCACAUUUUGAACUUCUUCCUCCUGGUAGUCUGGCCUGUUUUUGUUGUUUUUUUUUUUUUUCUUUUCUUGUUGAUUCUCUUCUUGAAACUCACCCCUCUCCUCCCCCAGCCUUCCCCCACCAGGAAAGGGCUCCUGUUCAAUCUGUCUCCAAGGUUAAGUCGCCUUCUCUGGAGUGCACUCUGCUCCCAUCUCCUGGGAGUCCCGCUGCGGAUGGCGGUGGUGUUCAGAGUAAACCAUUGGAGCAGCUGACCAAGGCAUAGUAACUUCAGUAUAUUGUGUAAAACUGCUUUUGAAAAAGAAAAAAAAAAACAUAUGCAUGUCACGUGCAUGAGUAUCAGUAGUUUUAAUAUUCCUGUUGAUGUCCAAUUUACUGUACAUCAUCAAUGGCUGUUUUUAUAUAUAUAUCUCAUUGUGUAAAUUAAUAUAACACAUCAUAUGCUGUAAUAAACAGUCUGUUUUAAUACUU
Phalacrocorax carbo (great cormorant) is the source of this 3487-nucleotide messenger RNA. The record is from RefSeq and is a predicted model, not a curated record. NCBI's taxonomy places the organism in Eukaryota, Metazoa, Chordata, Aves, Suliformes, Phalacrocoracidae.